AUGUCUCCCACACGGUUUGAUGAAGGCAUAUCAAGGCGCAAGCUGAGCACCGACCGAGGCCAGAUCAUUCACAUCGCGUAUAGGAAGCUGUCGAUGAAGUAUCAUCCGGACAAGAACCAGGACAACAAGGAGAAGGCGCAGAAGAAGUUCAUAGAGAUCAGCCACGCCUAUGAGGUCUUGAGCGACCCGGAGAAGAAGUCCAAGUACGACCGGUACGGGGAGGCCGGCCUGAACGAGGGCCAGGGCCAGGGCGGCGGCGGGGGCGGCGGCUUUCAAGGCCAGGAUCCCUUCGAAAUGCCGGGAAGCCUGGCGGACCUUCGCUCGUGA
Effrenium voratum is the source of this 327-nucleotide messenger RNA. The record is from the annotation of a GenBank genome assembly. NCBI's taxonomy places the organism in Eukaryota, Dinophyceae, Suessiales, Symbiodiniaceae.